Molecule: messenger RNA, 658 nt
Organism: Bicyclus anynana (squinting bush brown)
Lineage: Eukaryota; Metazoa; Arthropoda; Insecta; Lepidoptera; Nymphalidae
Exons: 3
Coding region: 1-564 (187 amino acids)
Source: RefSeq, a predicted model, not a curated record
AUGUGUGAUGGUGCGUGCUCAUGCAGACGCAUGCUCGUGCAGGCGAGUGCUCAUGAAGGCAAUGCUGCAGAAGUUUAUGCAGAGCGCGGAGGACCGUGUUGUUCGCAGUGGCUCUGGUACAUGCUGUGGCACUGGAUUACAAUGGGGGUGAUGAACUCCAGACGGCAAGACGACCCGAAAGCCCAAGAUGACAAAGCUACUGAAGACCCCAAUUCCGAAGACACCAGUAUGAAAAUCAAACUUUUCCGGUUAAUGUUCGAAACAAUAAAAGACAGUGACCUAAAGGUACGAAGGGCAGAACUAGUGAAGGCGCAGUAUGGCAACUAUUCGACUUUCGAAAUAGGUUUUCUAAUAGGGGAUAUAACUGAUAAAUUAAACGUAGUAACGGAUAUAUCUUUGACGUUGAAGAAAAUGUACGCCGAGUGGAAACCAAUGGAACAUAUAAAUGCUUACGAGCAAAUAGCUAACAAGGCUAUAGAAAUCAGCCAUUUAAUAGACGUAGUCAAGAUCGUUCAUAAGAAAAUAACCAAUAAACACGAGAAAGAAUCGGUAGAAGGUCAAUAAAUAAAUAAAAUUUAAAUAAAAAUGUCUUUUAUUUCUUUAUAACACACUAGUGGACGCCCGCGACUUCGUCCGCGUUAUUCCUACACCCACCUAC